Molecule: messenger RNA, 2552 nt
Organism: Rhinichthys klamathensis goyatoka
Lineage: Eukaryota; Metazoa; Chordata; Actinopteri; Cypriniformes; Leuciscidae
Gene: ash2l
Product: ash2 like, histone lysine methyltransferase complex subunit
Exons: 17
Coding region: 101-1891 (596 amino acids)
Cellular component (GO): Set1C/COMPASS complex
Molecular function (GO): protein binding; transcription cis-regulatory region binding
Source: RefSeq, a predicted model, not a curated record
GUCAGUGUGCGUGAGACCACAGGGUGGAUCACGGACAGAAUGGCAGCGAUGAAGCUGCUGUGUCAUCGCGAGAUUUGAAUCUCUGGUCGUCAUUUGAAAGAUGGCUGCUGAGGCGCGUUCUGUGACCGAGAGAGACACAGCAGACGGCGAUUCUUCAUUUGGAGAUCUGACCACAAACAUGGAGACUGAGUCUUCCAGUGGAAAAGAUACAAUGGACACGGCCGGGGACAGUUCUGAGGCGGCGGACACACAGACGGGCUCUGGAGACGACGAGAGCGGCCGUCAGCUGGGGGAAGUGGAGCUGCAGUGUGCGCUUUGCAUGAAGUGGUUUACAGCAGACACGUUCAGCAUUGACACGGCAACUUGCCUGCCGUUCAUGACCAAUUAUGUGUUUCACUGCAACGUGUGUCACCACAGUGGGAACACAUACUUUUUGAGGAAACAAGCAAAUCUGAAGGAGAUGUGUCUCACCGCUUUGGCAAAUCUGACAUGGAGGUCCAGAACUCAAGAGGAGCAUCCCAAAACAAUGUUCUCUAAAGAUAAGGACAUCAUUCCUUUCAUUGACAAAUACUGGGAGUGUAUGACGACCCGUCAGAGGCCUGGCAAACUGACAUGGCCAAAUAAUAUUGUCAAGACUAUGAUUAAAGAGCGUGAUGUUUUCCUGGUGAAAGAACAUCCCGACCCCGGCAGCAAAGACCCUGAAGAGGACUAUCCCAAAUUUGGUUUGCUUGAUCAGGAUCUGGGCAAUAUUGGGCCGUCGUAUGACAACCAGAAGCAGGUGACAACCAUCACCGGUGCUGGAGGGUUGAACGCUGUGCGUUGUAUUCCAGGUGGAUCAAGUUUUUCAGGUGGGCUUCCUCCAGCGGCUACAGGAAAAGGAAGAGGAGCCAAACGCAAACAACAGCAGCUACAAGAUGGAGCCGCAGCUGGAACGGCCAAGAGAACCCGCAGUGACCCGCUGUUCUCAGCGCAGCGCCUGCCACCUCAUGGUUACCCUCUUGAGCACCCCUUCAACAAGGAUGGGUAUCGCUACAUCCUAGCCGAGCCGGAUCCUCACGCUCCUGACCCGGAGAAACUGGAGCUGGACUGCUGGGCCGGGAAGCCCAUCCCUGGAGACCUGUACCGCGCGUGUCUGUAUGAGCGCGUGCUGCUGGCGCUGCACGACAGAGCUCCACAGUUAAAGAUUUCAGACGACCGCUUGACGGUGACCGGAGAGAAGGGCUACUCGAUGGUCCGAGCGUCUCAUGGGGUCAGAAAGGGCUCGUGGUAUUUUGAGGUCACUGUGGACGAGAUGCCUCCGGACACUGCGGCUCGGCUGGGCUGGUCGCAGCCUUUAGGAAACCUUCAAGCUCCUCUGGGUUAUGAUAAGUUCAGCUACUCGUGGCGCAGUAAGAAAGGAACACGCUUCCAUCAGUCCAUCGGAAAGCAUUACUCUGACGGCUACGGUCAGGGCGACAUCUUGGGCUUUUUCAUCCAGCUUCCAGACGAGACCGAAACCGCCAAGGCUCUGCCUGACACGUACAAGGACAAGGCGCUGAUCAAAUUCAAAAGCUACUUGUACUUUGAAGAGAAAGAUUACGUGGACAAGGCCGAGAAGAAUUUAAAACCCACCAGUAUCAGCCGAAUGAUAUUUUUCAAGAACGGAGCGAAUCAAGGUGUGGCCUAUGAGAAUCUGUUUGAGGGGAUGUACUACCCCGCCAUAUCCCUCUACAAGAGCUGCACGGUGUCUGUUAAUUUCGGACCACACUUUAAAUACCCACCAAAAGACAUCACAUAUCAGCCAAUGAGUGACAUGGGUUGGGGUGCAGUCAUUGAACACACGCUGGCAGACAUGCUGUACCACGUGGAGACAGACGUAGACGGCCGGCGGAGCCCACCGUGGGAAGGUUGAAGACCGACACUGUCUGAGAACACAGACUGACUGAUAUGGAUGCCAUAUUCAUAGCCCAUGUAUCUGAAAACUAUUCCGUCAUGCUUUUCAUGUACCAUUCUCUAUGACCAAGAAAUGUCGAAUAUAUUUGAUUAAAUCAUCUGUUUUGUAUCGGUUGCAGUUGUACCCGUCCCUUGUUUUUCAUGCAGGAUUGAGAAGGGUUUUCUCAUAGAAAUCAACAUGCAUGUCUCAUACUUCAGUUUUCUUUUUAUGAAAUAUCAUAGUGCACCAGAGCAUGAUGUUGAUAGAUGAAUCCAGUUAGAUUAUGAUGUAUUUGGGGUGGUGUGUCUUAUGCAAGAAGUUAAUGUUUCGUUACAUUUCCUCAUACCGCAGAUCUAUCUUGGUAUCAGUCAUUUCAUUUCCUUUUACAGCAUCCUUAUUAGUGAACUGCAUCAGUGGUGUUUUUACCCUUAAAGCACAUUAACCUGUUAAAGGCAGACGUUCAGUUGUGUGUUUGACCUGAGUGUGUUCUCAGAGGUCAUGUGUUUCCAUUCAUGGUUUUUUAUCUGUUGUUUAUUUGUUAAUUGGUUUGUAGUCAUUCAGAUAGGUGUAAAAUAUCUUUUUUUGUAAACCAUGUUUUAUACACAAACUUGUUUUAAUAAAGUUACUCUUAAGACUUUAA